AUGAAAAAGAACGGAGUUGAGUUUAAACGUUUUUAGAUUGGUUGGGUUCAUGAAAUUAAAGUGCUGUGUUGCAAGGUUAAUUUUUGAUUGGCUACCUGGUAAUCUUUCUGUCCAGCUGUGUGGCUGUGCCAGAUCCUUCUGUUGGUUGCAACACUACCAUCGUUCGGUCGAACUAUAUGUACCCUGCCAAAUGCCCAAUCUAUUAGUGGUUUAAUGAUCAUCUUUCUUUGAAUGGCAAAAAUGAAGCAGUCCUCGCUUGAAACAACACCGAUCGAGGUGGGAGCUCUCAUUCUUGAGAAUAUUCCUGAUAUGAGCAGUCUAUGUAUGGUCUCUCAUACGAGCUUCACCUCAUGCCCAUAGGAUCUUCCGCAAAUAUCGCGAGCACGUCCUCCAAUUUGUCAUCGCUCGUGAUAUUGGGACGAUUCUUCUGCCUGAAGCUUUGGCAGCUCUUGACUCGUCAGAAUUAAUGAUGUUUGAAAGUAUGGAUGGAGAGGUAUUAGAAAUACCUAUUCGUGGUCCUUGGCAAGGCGAUGUCUUGAGUUGGAUGGAAAAUUGGUACCUUCCCGAAUACAAGAUCAUGAUGCGGUGGGGAGUAGAAGGCUAUCUUGAUGAACAUGAGAAGGAGAUAUGGAAUGAAUGGAAAGACCGCCACCACUUUGAUAAGACAGACUAUCUGGGCGCCGACUAUCUGCCACCAAAAGAGAAUAUGUUGCAGCUCUGGCAGACGCAUAAGGACGUGAUGUUUAUCGCAAACCUCUGCGUGGGAGAGACUUUGGAUGUUUUCAUUCGAGGUUUUAGAGGCGGCGAUGAGCCUCUGGGUCCGAAGGUUUCGUAUACGCUUGAGGAUAUCUCACUCGUCGAAAAACAACGAAUAUUCCGGGCCAUCUACCGUUUCAUAAUUUUCGGCAACGUCUUCGCCCCUUCCACCGAAAACUGGGUUGGUAUGGAUCCAUGCGCAUGGUUUCUUUGUCAAUUCCCUGCUUGGAAAGUCGAAGAAUUGAGUUGCGUCUUUGAUUUUGUGACAGACAAGAUUUUGUUGAAGUGGCAGGAAUCGGAAGACCAUGAGUUCAGCCGACUUUCUACAGACCUAGAUCUAUGGAAGCUUGAGGGUAAAAUGUAUUUCUAUUCGGAAGACUGGAAGCGGCGCUAUUUCCGAAGGAUGCAGGCAUCCUCUGCAACGUUGCCAAUUAAGGAUUUGCGCGCCAUACUUCAAUCGAAAAAGGGACUUCUGAAGGACUUGGUGGAGAAAGUAGGAGAUGCGGGCGAAAGGGAGUUUCUGAAGGAGGCCCUAGAAGAUGAUCCAGGAAAUAAACCUGUGCUGUUUGGAGGCGAAAGGCUUAGGAAAGACGCGAAAUGCGACAAAGAUCAUAUACCAGUUUCUGAUGGCUUGUCAGGCAAUGACAGUAUGUCUGCCAACAAGGACUACAUAUGGGCUGAUGGUGGGUAUUGCCGAGAAUUGUAUGUGUCUUCUACUUCUUCUGAGCCUUGGAGAGAAAGCCUUCGACGAGCUGGAUAUGUCUUCUGGGGCUCAGAGAUCUGGGGAGAUAAUGGCACCUUUAUGUAAGUCUUGCAUGACCGGAUAAUCUAGACCUCAAAGCUAAUUUUGUCUAGUGGACGAGAGGAAUGCGGAAUGCGAAUUUUGAAGGAAUUUCCUCGACCCGCUUUUGAAGAUCAAUCCCUCAGUGUAGAAGAGAGGAUGAAAAGAUGCUGGCAAGAGAAAGUCAAUUACUCGUGAGUGUUCAUAAUGUGAACUUUAGCAACAAUGGGCCCAUGCACCAAAUGGAUUGAAACAGGGAGAAGACUGGAAGUGGAUGUGAUGACUGGGUCCAGCCCAAGCUCGAACGGGGUCUGAAUUCAAUAUGGUGAUGGGAGACAUCAAG
Molecule: messenger RNA, 1880 nt
Organism: Hymenoscyphus albidus
Lineage: Eukaryota; Fungi; Ascomycota; Leotiomycetes; Helotiales; Helotiaceae
Source: the annotation of a GenBank genome assembly